Messenger RNA from Fusarium vanettenii 77-13-4, 1041 nucleotides. RefSeq lists its product as uncharacterized. Gene Ontology annotation, cellular component: membrane. The transcript is spliced from 6 exons. The record is from RefSeq and is a predicted model, not a curated record. NCBI's taxonomy places the organism in Eukaryota, Fungi, Ascomycota, Sordariomycetes, Hypocreales, Nectriaceae. The coding region runs from base 1 to 1041 and encodes 346 amino acids. Gene Ontology annotation, molecular function: transmembrane transporter activity.
AUGAAGAGUGAAUUGAUGCCUGAUCCCGAUGCCCACGCCUGUAAACGCCACGCCCCCGAUAGAUCGUACCAGUUUAGCGACACGACGGUGUCCGCCAUAGAUCAAGAUAUUGGUCUCGAUCAGAAGAAUCGACGUUCGGUUACCAAUGCAUAUUCUUGCGUGUGGAAUGACGCAAGUCUCCUGUCAAUUACAACGGCAGUGGCAGCGUUGGAUCUUCAAAUCCAAGAGGCCAUCACUUAUGCCAUUGUAGUAAGAACCUCCGCCGUACUCCUUAAUUUUCCCGUCUCCAGCCGCAACAAGUUCCUAUAUGAAGAUAGGAAGUCCCUCACGACAAGUUGCUUGACUGAGCAGCGUGGGGAAACCAAGAGUGGCAUGGUGACGUGGAUGGUGGUUCUCAGUGUCGUCAAAGAGCCUCAGAUCUGGGCAAUGUAUGCUAAGGGGCUCAUUCGGAUCUUUGAAGUUAACCCGGUGAUACAGGCAUCACAUACAUAUAAUGCUCCUAUGGGCUAUGCGGAUGCUUUCCACCUCUACACCCCUCCGGUUGCGUUUGCCAACGCUAGCCCCAUAUCUAUCUCAGGGGUAUCAGAUAAUACCCCGAUCCAAAGUCCAUUCGCCGUUAUCAAGUACGGCAUCGCUAUUGUCGAGCUAUCCAUAACCGGGCUUCUUAACUCACCCGCUCCUAGAUACGUCGACAUCUUCGUCCGAAUAGCAGGUACAACGGCCUUAACCACGACAGUAUUUGCAUUAGGCCAGAGCAACGUCCGAUCAGACGCAAGGAGUGUUACCACCGUCAUGCAAGUAGUCAUUUGCGGUUAUUUGUUUGAUGUCUUGGUUGUGUGUGGUAUUAUGCUGUACUGGCAUAUUCCCAAGUUGGAUUUGACCCUUCCGGUCAUUUUCGGUGUCACAGGCGAUGGAAGAAAACAUACAUGGAAGCAACAACAAGCAUCAGCCCGGCCCCCACAUCUUUCCUCCAGUGUAUAUGGAGUGAAUGAAUCCGAAAUAGUGGGAUUGGGAGCAUCUACAGGUCAAAGACAAGGCUGA